UCCCCUCCGAGCUGGUGGCCUCCAGGUCUAGCCCGCCGCCGCCGCCGCCGCAGCAGCAGCCAUGGACUCCGAGAAGGUCCCCGGCCUAGGCAACGCGGCCUCGGCCCCGAGAAGUCCGCUCCCCAGCUCGUCGUCGGGCGGCUCCUGGUCGGAUUCCUCCACGGGCCUGAGCUGGUCGUCGCUGGAGGACACCAGCUUGGUGUCGGCGCUGCUGACCGUGCCCCAGUACCCCCCAGCGCUGGCGGCCUACCGGAGCCCGCCGUCGAGCAUCGACUACGGCUCGGGCUCGGUCUGGCCCGUGUCGGCGUCGCCUUUCCGCCAACGCCUCUCACCCAACGCCGCCCGGCCCCCAGCGCAGAACACGCUGCUGUCCAUCACGCGGCCGCUGCCCGUGAGGGCGCUGCUCAGGCGCUACGUGGCGCCCAAGUCGGGCUCCGAGUGCGAAUGCCGCUCCCCGAAGGCCUCGCCCGCCCAGCCCUCCUACACCACCGAGCUGCCCGCGGCCUCCUUCUACGGGCCCCUGGACGCCAAGAAUCCGCUCCUCGCCUCCUUCCAGAGGGAGAUUCAGGGCGUGCUGGGCUUCCUCCGGAGGAAGCAGGGCCGGGCCGCCUCCCUGCAGGAGCGCCAGACGGUCCAGCAGCGCGGUGUCAGCACCCUGUUCAAUAUCUGGAACAAGUAUAAGGCCCGCCUGCCACCCAAGUAUUACAAUGAGCAGCUUUUGAAGGUUGGAGACAGCCUUGUUCAAAUACAACAAUACAAGCUGGCCUUGUCACAGUGCUAUGGAAGGUAUCUUAGCCAGUUCAACUGCACUGUUGAGGAGACAGAAAUGAACGUGUCUCAGUUCAAAAGCAUCUUUUUCCCCAACGGCCCCGAAGACAAGAAUUCCAGCCUAACAUUUCGUGCUUUGGAAGGGAAAUGCAUUUGCAUCUACCAGGUGAUCUGUGCCAGUGACCCCGAUCUGCAGAGUGAGAUAUCUGUGAGUCAGUGCUUCAACAUGUUGUCUUCGUUGAGACUCAUCAUGCAAGUGGCCCUCCCCCAGGAAAGACUCUACUGGAUCAUCUACAAUGGUACAAUUCAUAUUUAUACACUUUGUAGGAAGCUGAUGGUCAUCGGGCUGUCUGCUAAGGCCUUGGAAUACUUGCUCUGGGCAAGUAUAUGUAUGGAAUCCUCCAUACCCCUUCUAGCGGUUAGGUAUCUGAAUUGGAGAGCUACCCUGUAUACUGCUGUUUCCCAGUGUUACUAUGACUGCCAAGCUGGAAUUCAUGGAGAGAUAUUUGCUCGGCGAGGUUUGGGAAAAAUUGAUGAAUUAUUACACCUAGAAGUAAUGAGUCUCACACCACCACAGGAAGAAGCAAAAAGAAGCUUUAGAGAAGCCACCAUAAAGAUGGCAGUGAUGAUCUUCAAGAGGGCGGCCUUUGAACCUCGAAGAAAGUCCAAGUCCUCCAUAAGAGCAAAACCGAGAUUUUCCUUACGGGAAGCACAGAAUCUGCAAUGGCCACGUACUCCCACAGAAAAGCUGUUGGUUGAGAUGUUUGACAGCAGCUCGUCCCAGUUUCUGGCCGUAUUGGAAGCCCUUUCGGAGCCGAGAAGGCGGGUGCUGCAGACGGGUCCCCCCACGUCAGAAGAGCCCGAGAUUCGGGAGGUCUUUGCUGAGCUCUUCAUGGCUGGCAGCAAGCUCUUCUCAGAUCCAACCAGUAGCCAGACAGCCUGUGGGAAGUUUGACUUUUUCAAAACAGUCUGUUCAGUUUCUUCUCAAAUGAAACUCGCUGUCGAAGGGAAAGACAGCGUUUCGAUAAGCGCUGCGGCGAAGUUGAUAAAAUUAUUUUUCACCUUUGAGGAAUGGAAUUUAUUUCAUUGUACUGCCGCUCAGUUUAUCCACUUCCUUCAGGGUCGAAAGGACCCAGCCUCAAGGAAAGCAGAGAUGGAUUUAAGGCUUCUGGCUGCGAUGGAACCCUUGAUCAAUGUAAAGAGAAAUAAAGGCUUGGCCUACACUGGGGAAGGAGUCAACAGUACCACGGAAGGAGGUCGAAGAAUGGGGAAGAAAAUUGUGUUUCAGGAUCCUCACAUGUUAUCUGGAAGCUAUUCUGAUGACAUUUUCCACUUGGGGUCAAUGUUAUUUUCCUUCAUUUGUUCGGCUGAUGAGAAAGUUCAGCCUGAUAGUGAGAUCAUUGUUGACCUGAUAAUGUUCCUGUGGCAGAAAUGCAAAAUGGGAAUCCAGCGGAUCUACUCGGCAAAAAUGGAAUAUUUCAAGUUUGUCCAGAAAGUCAAAAAUAACAAAUGGAUUCAUCUGCUUUGGCAGAUAAAUGAGAUGAUUUAUUCUUGUCAAACGGAAGACAUCAACCCUGUGGUUGUGGCUGAAGUCUCGUUACGAAUAAGUGAAAUAUUGGAGACUUUAGGAAACCCAGAAAAAAAUUUUAAAAAACAUUCAGGCUCUGGAAGCAAAAUUCGUUUUGACUAUGACUUCUUCCGCAAGAGUUCUUCUGAUCUUUCCCCAAUUUUAAAGAAAACACCUGAAGAGCAAUUACUUUUGGCUUAUGAGAUUCUUGACAGGGCAAUUACAACCAUAGGGAUGUCUCGUGCAAGAACCAUGUUGCCCAAUGGUACCUCAGUAUAUGAUCAUUGUCAUGCCAAGGUCAUCCCUCCAACAGAAGAUAGAAUUUCUGGAAAGUCACUCACUGCCAACAGUUUGAUCAUGGACUUGCAGCUCGAAAUCAUUCUGACUCAGCACCGGAUAAGUGUUACGCUCCUUGACCAACUCAAAGCUUGGGACUCAACUCUCCAGAAACCUGGCUGUCCCAAAGAAGCUCAAUAUACAAAAGAAUCUGCCAGCACUAGUUACUUCACAGAAUUGUAUGUACUGAAAAAAAUCAACAAGAAUCAAAUAUCCAAAGCAAUCUACUUGAUGCAGAAAGCUCUGAUAUUAUUUGAGAAAGAUCCCCUCCAGGAUCACAAGUUACUGGAGGAAGCAUUGUCCUUAAUUAAGAAGACUGAAUUAGAGCAAAGUGCCCUGUACUCAUAUCAGAAGGAUGCAGAGGAUGGUAAACUACACUGUGGCAAAGUUCCUUUUCCUCCCAUACUGAUUUCUAGAACUCAUUGUUCAGUGACAUUUAAACCUGCUCCAUUUGUUUGCGAGAAAAAGGUUGAAUGGUACACCAUUUUGGGAUGUCAGAUGGGAACAGGUACUGGAAAAGUAAGGUUGAACAGCCAUUGUCUUUCAAACUCUGGAGAACCAGUGCCUGCUAAUGAUAAAACCCUUUUAAAAGUUGUUGAUUUAGAGCCGAAUGAAAAAUACAUAUUUGCAGUUGCUGCUUAUGGCUGUGAUGGAGAACUUAUUGGGGAGGCAAUUGGAGAGACAUCAAAGCCAAUUCUGGUUUAUACACCACUUUCUACUGUUACUACUCGUUUAUGUCUGACGGAGGUUGCCUAUCAAGUUGGUAAAUAUUCAUUGGCCAAGAAAGCCUUUGCACCAGUUUGGGAUUAUUUUGUCUAUACUCCUUCUCCAUCAAAUACAUCCAUUAUUUCUUUAAACAGCAUGUUAACUAUUACACCACACAGGUUGUAUUCCAAUACCUUGUCAGAGUCUUCAUCAGUGCUUUUAUACCAUUUCCUCAGAUGUAUUUUUGUAACGAGUAGCAUUAAUAUUGUGGAACAAAAGCUCUUCUGUGAUGCCAUUAGGGGAAAUGAGGUUUUCACCUGUCAACAAGCUGUAAGACUAGCGGAAUGUCAGAGAAUGCUAGUGGCAAUUGACCUUAGUACCCACUUAAAUGAUGUGAAUUAUUCCCUACAAGCUGUCGUUCAGUGCUAUGGUCUCCUGGCUCCUCUAAUCUUUCACAACAUUGUUCUGGUGCCAGCAAUCCAGAUCCUAAUUAAGUGUUUGGUAGUUCUGCAAGAAAUCCCCAAUGUUAACUUUCCCAAGAGACAAAUGGGGAAUUUUGAAAGCAUCCAACAUAUGAUUGCGUGUUCUGUUUAUUACACAACAAAGGUGCUGCGUUCCUGGAAGGAAUUUGACCUUGCAGUGAUAAUUAUAAAUUUUGGGAAAAAGUUGUUGGACACCUCACAAGGGUUAUUUUCAAAUGUUGGUCAAGCUUCCUUUAGUGAUGAUGAGCAAGAAGAAGUGACAGAGGAGGGCGUCCUCAUUAAGAAAGCGAAAAAGUCCAAGGGACAGAUUGUCAUAGCGGACAAAAUCAGUGAACAGCUUAACCUCAUGGAAACGCAGCUGCUCAAGCUGACGAAACAAAAUCCCUUUGUUGAACUCACAGGAGCAGAAGACCCCCUUUUUCUCUACCCUAUAAUUUUAACUUGGACACUCAGAGGUGCCAUGAAAGAAGUAAUGAAAUUCAAGAAUAAGCCCCGUUUUCUGGAAUUCUUUGUUCAAGUUAUGACAAAAUGUAUUCAUGAAGAGAGAUUUAACUAUGUGGUGGACAUGUCAUAUACUGUUCAAAACUUCCUAAAAAGGAGAAAUGACAACUUUCUUGGAAUAAAGAAAGUUUCAGGUACAGAAAGUACUUCAGCUCAUGAAGACCCAAAGAAGUACAAGGCAGCUGCCAUGGAAAUUCAAAAAGCCACAGAGGUACCAUUUUUGAAGCCAAAAACCAAGAAAAAGGGUGCUCUGCAAGAGUAUUUUACCAAACACCUCUCACUGUCAGAAUUACCAGAUCUGGAAAAAUUUAAAAGAACUGACGUUAGAAAAAUAGCUUUUAAAAUCCUGAUAGAAUUCUUGUGCCCCAAAGUGGUUCACUAUGUAAAAAGAAAAAGAUUGCACCAAUUGUUUGUUGAAGAGUUACCUUGGAGAGCUCAGAUGAACGUACAUUUGGCAUAUGCUCAUUUCAGCUUAUUCAAAAUCAAACUCGCAGAGCAUAAAAAGAUGAAAGUUUGCAGUUCACAAAAUGCGAUGAGCUUCCGAACUUUAGACCCUGAUACAUUCUCAUUAUACAAUUCUGGGACGUUAUUAGCGGAGGAAAACAUUAAUGAGGAAGGCUACAAAGCAAUACUUGAAUUCCUACUUUCAAGCAAAACAAGACCCAACCUCUUAGAUACUGAUGGAUUUUCUUUUAGCAGCUCCAAAAUGGGUGGAGCAGAAAGCCCUAAGGUGAUUGUUUCAACUGAAUUAGACACUGAAGUGAAAGAUCGAACAGGAAAUCUUGGAGUCUUGGACCACCUUGUCAGAACCUUUUUGCAUUGCAGAAGAGCAGUGGUUCUCGCUCAUCGAGGUGGCUACUGGACCUUACUUCAGAACGCCUCCCGGAUUCUUUGGAACUACGCCUUGGAAGUGCAGAUUCUCUUUAAACAGGCACAUGCUUUUUCCAGAACAUUUCCUCUCAGCAAGGAUGCUAUUUUAUGCACAUUUGUGUUGCCAUUUUAUUUGACAUCGGAAGCGCUCCUUGACAUGCUGCUAGAUCUGCAGAAUAGCAAAUGUCUUAAGUUGUAUUUCUAUCAAAAUUUGGAUGACAAUAAAGACUUCGGUGUUCCGAGCCCUUAUGGGGGCAUCAAAGAUGAUGAUGGUGGCUGGAAUCUGACAUUUGAAGAUCCUUUUGAUGAUAUGAACUUGGUUGACUUGAAGUUUAUUUCUGACUUCAUCUUUAAAACUUUGGAAAUUUUGUACAGAGUGGGAAAAUGGGAAACACUAGCACAUAUUGCCCUCCAUUUCAAUGAAAUUACGCAUGAGAAGUAUACUGAACAAGUAACACCAGUGUUAGUCUAUGCUCAGAGGAAGCUUCUGGAGAGAGUCAAGAAGUUCAGUGGCCAAGAGAUAAUCGAGAUAGAAAAUGAGAUUGAGGACAAGAUAAACCUACGCGAUAUCAUUGGAAAACAGCCCCAUCCUGCUUUUCGGCCUAGUGAGCCAGGAGGUUGUAGAGGCUUUAUUGACUUUGAGCAGGAUGCAGUUCAUUCAGAAGCAAAAGGUGGGAGAGGCCUGGGGAUUUCAGUGACUGCAAGCUCCAGCAAAGGGGCAUGGUGGUGGGAUUCAGAGAUACCUGUCUGUGGCUGCCCUGAAAUCUCCCAAGCGAACAGACUAGUGUCUGUGCCCCUGAAUGUGAAGGAGACUUUGAGGUACUUUAGAGAAACCUUGGGGAAAUCUAAGUACCACAACAGGUCCCUGAGAUACAGCAGAAAGUUGCUCACUUUAUUUCUGGCCAGCACACAAGAAAGCAGUGGUGGAAUAAAUAAUCCCAAGUAUUUUUAUGGAAAAGUGGAAUUUAGCCUUGGAGCCGAAGAGAUGUAUUUGCCAACACCCCCUGAUCUUUCCAGUGAAAAGUUCACUAUUUCUACUACAGUGGAGAGCAAGAAACUUCCUCCUUCCCAGUUUCAACUUGUUAUAGCUUCUUACAAGAAAACUAUUGAUACUCUUGAAAUCAACAAUCAAACAGAUCUCAAGAUACAAGCACUACAUGAGCUUGGAAAUCUUCACAUCUAUGCAGAAAACAGAAGGGAAGCUUAUAAAUGCUGGAGCCAAGCCCUGGAUGCCAUUCUCAAAAAAACAGAUGUUCUCCAUACGUGGAAAGAACUGGCCAACCCCCCCCAAAAACCUCUUGACGUUGUCAUGAGUUCAAACUUCACUGAUUAUAGUGAGGAAUUUCUGUCAAAAGCUGGUGUUUGGGGAUGCUUGCAGGGAGGAGUCAUAGCCUCAAAAAUAGCACAAUACAUUUUGACAUCAAAUGUGAGUGAGCAGACUGAAUGCUGCAUUUUCUCUUCCUAUUUUUUUAAGGCUCUAUUUAGAACGUCUCUAACACAUCCCAGACAUGACCAUGAGUAUGCCCAGUAUGAAAUUGGCCAGCUUACUCCAGGCCUGGAUCUCUUCUGUGACCGACACAGAGCGGAUGUGACCAUUGUCCUCGGCAGUCUCAUUUACCUCAUUUAUGAGCUCCAUUCUGUUAACCACAAUCUUAUCAUUCUGCCUCUCCUUUCAUUAUAUCAAUAUUUUAUCUCAGAAGUUUGCCAAGAUUUAUGUAAAUGCAUAGAUGCAAAGAUCCUUAAGAUAGAAAUCCUUAUUGACUUAGGACUCCUUUCUGAAGCUUAUAGUGAACUAGCCAAUCUUUGUCCUGGAAAAGGCAUCCCCAGUACCACCUCUUCAGGCUCCAAGAUUUUCUUGAAACCUAAGCAAAUCACACAGCCAUUUGAAGCAGGAAAACCUUAUAUGUCCAAAGAAAAUCUAUUGGCCCUGGAAGAUUUAUUGAAUCGCGGCAUUCCUGGAUGUGUGACUCUUAUGUGCCAACCAACUUUCAUAUAUAAGUUUACUUUGGUCAAAAUGCGCUUUUUCAUCCGGCUGGCUGCAACAAUAAAUUGCCUGCCAGAAAAUGAAGUGAAAUCUUUCUUCCAGGAGCUUUCCCAGAAAAGCAAAUUCCAGGUUACAAGCAAUAAAGAACAUGCAAAGGAAGAACCUACACAAACUAUUACUCUGAUCAAGACCAAAGAGGAGCUGACGCCAGGCAAAUUAAAGGGGAUUUUACUGACAGAAGCCGAAGAUAAGCUUCUCACGCUAAUAGAAAAUGCAGAGUCAUCCAACCGCAAGAGAAUAAUUCAGUUUAGCCCUGUAGAAUUAGAGAUUAUGAUUGAGGUCAAGCUCCAGCUAGCCGCUAUUGCGAUGCAGAGGCAACAAGCACCUUUCAGCACUUCUAUAGCUUUCACUGCAAUUAAAAUUCUUCAGAAUGCAGAGGUUUUCCAAAAGACUAAAGAAGAAGUUUAUGAGAACCCGGAUGAGCUGGACUCCCUAGAGCCUCUUGGGAUGUUGGCCCGAGAACAUCUGAACAUUCAUAUGUGGCUGAAGUGCCGCCUGGCUUUGCUGGUGGCCUCUGUGGCACACAUCCGUGGCAUGGGGUUCUUGAAAGAAAAUGAGGUGACCGACUGCAGACACCUGAUAAAUGAAGUGCUCGUGGAGGCACGGGACUGGAACGACACUGAGAUGCAAGCAGAGGUGUUGGUGCAAGCCGUCAAGCUUGACCUGCAAGAGAGGCACACGGCAGCUGAGAUCAUAAAACAUCUGAGGGACAUAAUCAAUUUACUUGAAGGGAAACCCUUCAUUUCUCCUCGAGGCUCGUUAAUACUUGUGAAAAGCCUGGUGUUAAUGGAUGACUUACUGAAAAUUGAGGAACCCCAGAAAUAUCUCUCUCCUGGAAAUGAAAAUUUCAAUUUAUUAAAUCAGGCUCAUGCUCUUAUUAUUGAACAGGCUCUAUCUUUGGGUGAAACGAUUAGAUUGGCUUCUUCAGACUCUGAUUAUGCAAAUAUCAUGUACCCUUUGAGAAACAUUUAUCUUCCAUAUAUCAACUUAAUGGCAAAAGUGAAGAUGAGAAUUGCUCAUAUGUUAGCCAAGCAAGUAGCUUCCUCUGGAAAAAGAGAUCCUUCUCAAUGGGCACCUGCCAUUCAUCUCUUUGAGAUAGCAUUGUAUCAUUGUAGGACAGCUGCGAUACAAGAAGGUGAAUUAGAGGCUGAAAUCCUUUUUGAGAAAGGCAAAUUAGAACGUCAAACAUUUACUGAAGAUGAGACAACACAGAUAGCUAAUGAUCUUUUUGAUGCUAUAAAAACAAGUCUGAAAAAUGAUCAAAAUAUAAGGUUGAUAAGGAAAUCCUACCUGGAAAUAGCCCUAUUAUAUUUACAUAUGGAGAAUCUUAAGAAAUGUCAGGCUUCUUCCCAAAUCCAAAGCCCGUCAAAGGAGUCCACAGAAGAGAAGGGUGGUCUGUACCUGACACUGUCCUGGAUGGCAAUCCGAGCUGCUACACAGGUCAGUAAAGCAGCAAAAGAAGCUCAGAAGCUACUUGGACGAAAGAAUAUUUUGAUGGAGAAAAUUAAAAUGGUCCUCUUGCAGAAUAUCCCAGAAUUUGCUGUUGUGGACCUCACUUCUACAUAUAUAGAUUAUUUGACUGCUAGCUAUAAAGCUGUCUUCAAGUCCCCCUUUUCCUCUCUAAGCCAAUCUGACAACAUCCCGGACAAUUCAAGUUUGGAACAAGAUCUCAAAACCACUGAUAAUGAAGAAAGCGAAGAGCGGAAUGAGCCAGAUAUCUCCUGGGUCCAUCUGGUCUAUUACUAUACUCAACUGUUAAGAAUUAACAACAUGAACACCGUGCUUGCUUCUCCAAAGCCAAUUUUCUUAGCAGAUGAGAUAUUCCACACUUCCGUUUUCAAUGAAGAUCUGAUUUUACGUCACAAAGAAUUGCACAGUUUCCUCAAAAAAUUCUUACAUGUUUUUACGUCAACCUGUAUUGAACCAUUUCCAAAAGACCUUCCUCUUGGGAUAGAAAAAUCAUUCGAUGAAAAAUUCCCAUGUAGGGACUCACUUAAGAUGGAUCAGGAAAUAUCUGUGAUAGCAGAAAAAUUUGCAGCCUCUAAGAACUCCCUAACUCCUCCAGACUUAACAGAUUUUGCUGUAUAUACUAUAAGCAAAGAUCUUUGCUUUCAGUGGUACCUACCCCCUCUAGAAAAAUCUCCAAAGGAAACAGAACCUAUGGUCAUGUUGCUGUAUGCCUUUAACACCAAACCUGUCAAGAUUCAUGACGCCCUGGAGUUCAAUAACAGUGGCGUAUAUUCUGGAUCUUUCUGGCUUCCUCUGAACAAAGUUAUGGCCUUACAUGGAAAACUAUCUGGCCUUAGGCAGCAAGCUGAAAUGUUGUUAUACACGUGUCCAUUGUCUCCAGAAAGAAGGACGUCAUCACUCAGUUCUUCUCCAAAAAUCUUCCCAGAUCUCCCUGAAAAUAUCGUGCUCACUAAAGAAAUGAAGGCUAUAUUUUUUGAGUGUUGCAGUGAAAUAGAAGGUCUGCUUUCAAGAAGUGAAUACUUGCCCCUAAAAAUUGAGGUUCCAUUUGAAGCGGCUUUGUCCACUGCAAAGAUGCUGGAGAUGCUUUUUGAUCCCUCUUCAGGCUAUGUCUUAAAGUCAAACACCAUUUUCAAGUGGAUUACAUCUUUUCUUAAAUGAGCACUCUUUAUACUGCAACCUUUACAAGGACAGAGGGAAUUCAAUAGUGUUUUGUUCUGAAUUAGCUGGAAAUUAUGGUUAUUAUGGUUUUGCUGUAAAAUAAAAAACAAAGAGU
Molecule: messenger RNA, 10016 nt
Organism: Phascolarctos cinereus (koala)
Lineage: Eukaryota; Metazoa; Chordata; Mammalia; Diprotodontia; Phascolarctidae
Source: RefSeq, a predicted model, not a curated record